Messenger RNA from Porites lobata, 12271 nucleotides. The record is from the annotation of a GenBank genome assembly. Lineage: Eukaryota; Metazoa; Cnidaria; Anthozoa; Scleractinia; Poritidae.
GGUUCAAGUGGGCAUAAAGAGACUCAGCCAGCCCAGGGUCCGUUUUGUGCUUUGUCAGUACGUUAUUCUCCGAAUACAUUGCAGGUAAGAAGGUUUGGAAAUCGGGUGCAACCAUAAAAUAUCUCUGACCUUGUAGAUUUAUUACUGGGUAUAGCUGUACACUAUGACUGUACCGGUGAGUAUAGUCUUGAUGCUUCGAUACUUACUUUUGCUGGAGUAAUCUUAAGAAACUGGAAAAUUGGGUUCUAAGUGAGUUUCGUUUAAAAAACCUUGCUCUUAGAUCAGGUAGGGUCUUAAGAAGGAGUAACAAGGAGUUCCUUCCUUUGAAAGAAAAACAUAACAGCACUAGCAGGCGAGAAAUCUAUUGGAGAGAGAUUGGGUAUCAAGGCUUUGUUCGCACUCUAGCGUUUUACAUUGAUGCUAAAUUUUAACAAGCGUUUGCUUGUAACAGCGGUCAUCAUUUGGCUGAUUUUGAUCUUCCUAACUCUGACUGCUAUAAAUGAUCAAUUUUUUAUCUACAUAAUUUCCAUCGUAAAAUUAUUCACAAACAGGAUUCCUCAUCUCCAGAACAGUUAACAACAAAACGUCCCCCCGAACAAAUGACUACAGCUGAAAAUGAACUGUCUAAUCAGACAUUCAAGAAACUAAGGGCAACUAAAGGCGUCUCAAACAACACAGAAAAGAAUGUUGCUGGUGAUCUAACUGCAGGAACACCCCUUAGAGCGCUUGGAACAGCAACAGUGCAGGGAAAAGUUUCUGAAAUACCUAGUCGCUCUUAUCAAACAGAAGGACAGUUACAAAAUCUCUUAUGUCGAAAUGCUGAUAUGAAAGAAUCUACGCUUGUUACUGGUCAGUUCGAACCACCUUCUUUUGUCUGUCACCCGAACCUAGCUAUUCAAGACGCCAAAAACACUACAAUGGCAAUACCGUCCCAUUCUAAUCCCACUACAAUGUCUGGUAAUGUGUCUGUAAAAUAUCCAGCGCCUCAAAUGAACAGUUCUUGGACUUCCGAGAACGACAACUACGUCCCUCUUCAACAAUUUAUUAGCUGGAAUUCACCUUUGUCCAAUCGGUCAAAUAAUUCUCCUAAUGUGAAUACACAGGUCAGUAAAGCACUCUCCCUUUUCGUCACAUCAGUAAUCAAUAUAGAUAUUAAAGAUUGCAUCAAUAUGGUAACCACAACGAUCUUGGUAGGCAGAUCGAUGUUGCACGUGCCCAUAAACUGUCUCUAUGUGAUAUGUGGACCAAGUUUCUGUAGCGUUAAAUUAUAUUUACAUUUACAUUCAUGACACUUGAAUAUUUCAUACAAACCACGCGAAAUAGAUAUGGACAUGGCCUUGUAUCAUACCCACUCUCUUUCUGAAAUCAACGUUUGGUCGACAAAGUUAUCUCACAAAGCACUGUUGCACAUAAUAAAUGUUCUUACUUAGAACCUCUGCAGUCUUGCUUGUGGAUUUGAGACCGGCGGCAAAAGAAUCGCAACUCAUUAAGUUGUAGUUUGAAAUGAUAAGAAGAAAAUUAUGCUUUGAGUCAUUAAAAAUCCAAAAAUAGCCAAGGUGGCAGUAAACAUUUCUUAUCUGGAGUCGGAUCAGGUACUAAGACGUCAUCGUUUUCCAAAAAAAAUCCGUUUUCGUCUGUCCAGAUGAGUACGGGAAAUAACGUUUACAAAUAUAUUCUUCUCUGGAGGCGUUUCUGAAAGAAUGCAAUGUCGCUAGCCUGCGCCAGGCUCUCAGAUAGUAGGGACGUCCGCGAAAAUAAAACAAACCAAGCGGAAAUAAGAAGCGCGGUAACUGGGAAAGGGGGUGGGGCACACUCUCUCUCCCAACACCCGCGCGGUUUUUUUCUUUUUGCAUAACUUUCUACCGUACGACUACACUGCACUGCUAUCUUGGAGCCUGGAACAGGCCACGUUGUCGGUGGCCGUUUCAUCGUAUACGUUUGAACAAGAGGCCACUUAGAUAAAAAAAAAUUACCCGGCUCCUGGCACGGAGUGUGAACAGUGCUUUAUCUACAGUUAGAAGUACCUUGUACUGGUCGAUGAUAUUUGUUGUAGUAAUAAUUGCAUGGAAGUAAUUAAAAGAGACUGAUCGUUCUUUCGAUGUUUUCAAAACCACUAGCUGUGUUCUUUUUUCUAUGAUUCUAGCCCAUACAGCCAAUGGAAACCGAUGCCCACGGCGUUAAUCAAGGUAUCAUAGCAUUUUUGGAUGUAAAAGAACAUUUCAUUAAUACCUGAUUGAGUAGAUUGACACGAGUUUACAUCUGACAUAAAACUGAGAUUUUUUGCGAACCUUUUAAACACGAGUUCCAAACGAAGUGCAAGUAUACCAGGUAUAAUCAGUUGCACUUGAAUAGGAAUCAGCCAUUUCUGAGUUUCCCCAAUCAUCUGUUUCAAAGCGUGAUUUCUGUAACGGAGCGGAGCUGCGCCGUGCCGAUCUCUAAAGUGGAGCAACACAUAUAGGUUAGGUUUUCGUGAUAUACAGGAUAGCUUUUCGUGUCGGCGUUCGAGUGCGCUCUCCGUUCGAGUGUGCACAUAACCUAAAUCUUAGCCGGGAUGCCUUGGGUCGGUUAUUUAAGUCUAACUUAGACGGCGGUUUAAGAAAUCUUUGGACCCCCAAAUCUCUCCCUUAGUGGGUUAUUUAAAGAAGAUAAAUGCUUUUCUAGUCUACAUUAUAAGCGUUAAUGAAACGGUUUACUGCAAAUGGUGUUUAGAUAAAAGAGUUGGGCAAACUGAAAAUGACUUCGAUUAAAAUGGUUUUGAUAAACACUAGUUAAUCUCCUUUUAAAUAACCUGCCCUUUGUGUCUACUGCCUGGAUGUAUAUCAGCUGAAAAUGCAAGUGCAUUUAAACUACCUCCACUUCAUGUGAACUAAGAGAAAAAAACUGACUGUUUUGUCUUCAAGGUGCGUUCAGGGUGUCGAGUUAAAACUGGCGAUAAAUCAGCUGAAAACUUUGCAAGUUGCCUUAUAAUUUACGUUUUGACAGAUUUGAAUUCAAGUGCAAGUGGUAGACGCUGGGCAUCGUCAGAUAAGAUUGCGGUUUCGCCUCAAGGACCAAUUCUAGAUGACUUGCUUGAGGUAAUUACCAUUCUUUGUAUUUGGUAAUAACCGUUAACCUAGAGAAAAAACAAGAGUCCAGAAUCUCGCCCAACACUGGAAUGCAUAGUUCAUUGGUGUUAGAUACCCAAACGCCUUUUCAGUAAAGAGCGUUUGCCAUCGGCCCUCCAUGAAUUAUUUCAUUGAUUAUUUCAUUGAGUGAUGAAUUUGGAAAGUUUGGUUUAGACUUUUUAGAUCGAAGUAAACCUUUCUUCACAGGAACCGCGUACAUGUAAUCCGUAAUAUUGCGAUUUCAUGAACAAGAUAUCAUUUUCGUCAAUGUGGAACGCUUUUUUUUAAGUGUAUGAUUUUUUAUUAGUGUUUUAUUUGAUUUGCGAGAUGUUAAUUCAGUGAUAGUUUUCCAGGUCUUGCGUUGACCAACGGAGGGCAAUUCCCAAGGGAAAACAGCUUAGUUUUACAAUACGCAAACCUCACUAGUGACUAAAUAUUAAACUAGCCUCCAGAAUUGCUGGGACAAUCUUGCUGACGUUAUUGUUUACAUUUUUCCUAAUAAGCUACAAUUUAACCAAUAGAAGCCGUGUCCAUAAAUAUAUAAAGAGCCUUCAAACACUGCGAAAUUGCUUGAUGACAAAAGAAUGAGCUGAAACUACUGGGGAUAUUGGGCUCAGAUUUUCAGAGAUAACUAUCGUCUUACAAUAUUCCGAGAUGCUAUUAAACUAGCAUGUACAUUAUAAGUAACAAAUCACACAAUGAUUCUGUCUUAAUAUCAUAAUGGUUACGAAUACGUGAAUUGUGGAAGGUUUGAUAAACUUUGGAUGAGAUUCCACGCAUAUGUUUUUACCGAAAGCGGGCAGAUGUAAAGCCCCGUUAAAGUUCUUUUACAACAUUGUUUUGUGUUUCAAUUUCAGUCCUCAAAUUUGUGCUGGCGGGAAAACGAUAGUUCGGAUUCAGGUAAACUAUUUUUAUUAGAUAAUCACAGGAUAUAUCUUUUUCAAUAUCUGCUUCAACAUUUUAAACAGCAGCAUAUAUGCCAUUUAUUCCUAACUAUCACUUCCAUCUUUUAGAAAUAGAUUUCAGUAACCUAAUUGCUCUUUCCGAAAUGGAUGAUUCUGAGCUGACAACCUUAUUAUCGCCAAGUGGUGUCGAUAGUAGUCUGACUUCACAAGCUUCCAAUAAUGUGGGAUUACACAGUCAAAAAAACCAAAGACACAACACCAUUCAAAUGCCUGGACCUCUUCAUGCAAUGCAAACACAGGUGAGCGCUGUGUAACCUGCGACAUAAACUAACCUGUACUCAGGCAUACUACGAGCAGUCCCUCUUUUUUCUUAGUCCGUCGAGCAAAACGCGUAGGACACGAAACGAAGUCCACGCGCGUGACUGAAGGCACGAGACGGAAGAGGCGGGAAUGCCCCUCACACGUUAGGGGACUCGAAUUUCUUGUCAUGAACAAAAGAAAAUUUGAGGCUUGUGACGCAUAAUUGAGAAAUUUAAUGACAGUUUGAAACUUUCAAGAUUUGUAUGGAAAACCACUCAACCAUGACUGAAUGGCAAGAUAUGUUUUUCCCGGUACAAAUCCUUUUAAGUUUCGGCGGCUAUUGCAGUCUCAACGUGUGAAAAUGGACAACAGGUUACCUGAUUUUAAUAUGCUCCUUGACAGUUCCUGCUAAAACGAAAUGUUUUCUUGUUUACAGAAGGUUGAUUACAUGACUAACUAUUGUAAUAGGACUGUUGAUAGAAAACUAUAGGUCUUUCAAAACAAACUACCAAUUUUGGACUCACUAAUUGCAUAGAAAAUAUUACCUCAAUGAGAAAUCAGGGUAAAUAGCCCUAGUAAAAUCUUCUUAGGGCCUGUUUACAUGGCGGUGGGGGACCCCAGGUGGGCGAGGUAACCCGCCUAGGUGGAGUAACCCGCCUGUCCAUAUAAUCUCUUUUUUUAAUUAGAUCACUUUUACGUAAUAGGCAGGGUGACCCGCAGCGGGUUACCUCACCUACCUGGGGUCCUCCACCUCCACGUAAACAGGCCCUUACUCUUGGAGAUAGAUUAUAUUGCUUUUACUUUGUCUCAUUUCCUCCCUGAUUUCAAAAAGCACUAAGGGUAAUUUUUGAAAACCUUUUCAUCAAAAGAGAAGGAACCGGAAGAAAGAUUAAAACGAAAUAGCUGAUACACUAUUUAUUCGUGCUCCAAAAAGUCUUUCUGAGACCUUUUUAAAAUCAGUUAUUUUGUAGUAUUAUGUAUUAAUUUUCAUAUUAGGAAUCAGCCUGAUCUAAUUGAAAGUACUCCAUGAUGUGACUUUCCAAUAUUAUUUUUCUAUUGCUUGAUAGGUAUCACAUGUUAUGCGUGGAAACAAUUCUGACUCCGGGCUAGGUUCACAAAGUAGCAGUUCUGCCCCUCAGUCUAGGCAUACGUCAGAUAUGGAAAGUAAGUUUUAUUUUUUUUCUAGUUUUUAAUUCAGUACAUUAAUUUUAUACUUGGCUUUAUACCUGCAAACACAAUGAGAUUAUAAUUUUAUUAACUGUUUCUCUCCUUUCUGUUGGUGUUAAGUCUUUAAAACGAUCAAGACUGUAAAUCUUACUGAUGUGUGAAUACACACUUGAGCGAGGACGUUCGCUGUGUUGCUUGAAUAUGGCCGACAGGAAUUGUAUGUUCACUCAUCUGUGGUUGGUUUCUUUAAUCAUACUGUGGUGUGCUUCAUAGACUCUAUGACGAAGAGCUAAUGUUUCUUCAUAGAACCAGUUUUCAGCGCGUGUCCGAAUUGGAAUUUUAGUUCAAUUUACGAAAUUCCAAAACAAUUUCAAAGCUGUUUCUGCCUAAUUACUUGUUACGAACUUGAUUUCUGCUCUAAUGACUUCUCUAAAUCACUUUGGCAUGUGCAUUAUAUCAAUAAAACCUCAUACAAUAAGUUUCAGUAAAAAAUAACAACAAAAAUUUUCACGUGUUUUUUUUCUUCGUAUAGUAGGGUUCACUUAGGGGAGAAAACCAAAAAAUCCAAAUAAAAAAAGAUAUGAGCAAAAAGUUUGUCAUAGUUCAAUGUACCACCUUAAGGCAACGGCACAUCUGAAUUCUGAACGCUUUGAAUAUACUAAUAGAGCAAAGUAGGCACAAAACCAGUUUACAAUGUUGUGUCGCUGACAAAGGCACAUUUUACUAAUGAUGUUUCUUCACAAUGCAGAUAGCGCUCUCGAGGAGUACCCCGCGAUUAUUAAGAUACGUCCGAAUGCAGUUGGUUUAUCGGUAAGUCAAAGGAUAUUUUACUUUAAUUUUUUUCUUAACAAAUUUAAACUUUGACAGGAUACAUUUGCCUUUUCCCCGUACACCCACUGAAGUUAUUGAUAUUUGUCUGAUUUGAAAACCCACCCAUUAAACUGCAGGCCUGCUUCAUAAAAAAUUCUUUUUCUAAACAAAAUCUUGGUCCUUAAUUCAUAUCAUUUUUAAUUAUUUGUUAUCUAGGGUGCACCCUCUUGUGAAUUCCUUGGGUUGGCAGAACUCUUCCCUGAGGUUCAAUCAGGAUAUGCAACCGUUGGAAAUUUAGAAAAAGAAAUCCUCUGGAAGAAAGGCGAUAAACAUGGGAACGGAAAUUGUAUUCCACGUAUGUUUUAUUGCUUCAAUGCAUUUUUUCAGGGGCAUGGACCCAUCACGGUUUAGCUAACAAUUUCGGAUGAGACGAAAGAGCCACCUAAAGCUUUGCAGACGACGAAAUUUCCUCUAAGUCAUCCCAAGAGAUAAAUGUUUUUUAAGGCAGCUCAAAUUAAACAGACAGGCUUUUAAUUAAUAUGCUUUUUUAAAAGCAUAGAGAAAACCAUUUGAGACACUUCUGACCAACCUCUCUUGUUGAAACAUAUUUCCAAAAAUACGGUCGUUGGCACAGGACGAAAUAACGUGUUUCCGUAUUUUGUAAACUCGACUGAAACGUGAAGUUGCUUAAAUCCGUCUCGUUUCCGCCAUCCGGAAACAUGGUGAUCUAGUUUUCCAUGGACGGGACGCGUUUCCGUUAUGUUUCCGAGUCGGAAACGAACGAUCAUGUUUCGACCACAUUUCUGUUAUCACAUUUCCGUUCUUUCUUGUUUCCAUUACGUUUCCGGUGACCCAUGUCUAAGAUCGCAUGAUAAAUGUUUCAGAAAUUUUGGCUUUGCGUACAAUUAAGGUGAAUAAAGGUAAAUUUACUCUCGAGAUCGGGCCAUUAAACGGUCGGGCUCAUGCAUUAAAUACUCGCGCGCGUUGCACUAUUAUCCAUGAUCCAACGACUGUGAAGUGCGCGAGGUUGCCACUGUUUUCGAUUCUAAGUGAUUAAAAUGGCAGAGAAUACCAACAGCUGUCGAUAGUUGCCAGAUUGAUCUCAAUCAGUAUUGGCAUAAAAAUAAAAUGAUCUUAGACAUCUAAGGCUGAGAAAACAAGACAGAAUGGGGAGAAUGGGGCCUAGAAUAGAGCGGAGUGCUGGUCAGCGGACGUUUCUUUUGCUCAUGCUCAUUGCGGUCGUUCUUUUUGGUUUCCAUUUUGAAAGUGAUUGCAACGGCUUCAAAUUUACAAGCUUCUGUAGGUUCAAGGAGCGUGGAGUCUGUGUAUUUUUGCUUUCCGAUUGCACCACAAGACAUCUAAGGGUUGCCGGGUGCCGCUGUUAAAGAGACUUUUGAAAACAAAUCAGUUGCUUUAAAGAUGCAAAUUAAUUUCAGAUGUUUUUUCGAUUCGUUUUUCGGGCAUAACGACUAAGCUUUUUGGCUAUUACCAUGCUCAUAAAGCGUUUCGGCUCUCAUCACCUGACCACUAUAUUCAUUCAAAUAGCACAAGGUCCUGUGGCUGUGAAAACAAGUAAGACGAUUUAGGACGAAUCUUACCUUACCUUUUUUACCAUUUUCUACAUUUUUUUUGCUUCAAUUUAACCCUCGCUGGUACCCUAGAAAAAGUGAACUGCACAUCCUGUCUUUGCUCAUGUUUUUUUAAAUUGAUAAAUUACAGAAAAUAGAGCUACAACAGAAGAACGUUAAAAAAUCGACUUCAUCAACACUUUAGUUUGUUAACCGGAAUCAAACUAACACAAUUCAUUUUCUCGUUUAGCUUCACCGAAACCGGGUAAGCAAAUUGUGAAAAUCUACUCAGUGACAGGUAGAAAACUAGUUGAAGCGGAACUUUGGUACAUGGAUCCCUGUCACCACACAGAUGACGAAUGUCUCGUGAGAGUUGGUGAAAAAGCAUCCCAAAGCUACGAGGAACUGUGUAUAGUGUUGAGCAAUAUAUUGAUCCGUUGUAGACCCCAUGCUUCAAUCAAAAGUGGUGAAUCUCAAUACUCCGGGAAUUCUGGUAUGUUUCUUUAUCCUUUUUUUUGUUGUUGUUGUUGUUGUUUUUUGUUUUGUUUUGUUUUGCUUUGUUUUUUUUUUAACUUAGUUACCUCAUCACCAUGUAAUUUGCUGAAGCUAAACAAACAUAUAAUAAUAAUCUGCAGCUAAGUUAAUGAACGGUAGAUGUUUUAUUUUAUUUUAUUUUACUUACUUUUUUGUUAUUGCUUUCUUUCCCAUGACAUCUUAUUCGCUCUUUUAGAAUCCUCGCUGAUAGUUCAGGUGUUACGGUUCUUGAUUAAUGAAGCAGCAGAAUCUGGUUUGCAGUGGGACAGUUUAGCAUUACUGGAGUUCGUUGCUAUGAAUCAUGAUCACGAGAACGCAGCACUUUUCCUUGAAGAGGGAACUGAAAGGUAAAGGAAAGAGAUAGACCACACUAUCGGGGACUACGUCCCCUAUACUAUUUACGAACAAUGUGUAAGUUCUUUGACGUCCCACAGAAUUUUUAUAUUGAGUAAGGGCUGUGAGACAGGGCCUACAGUUUAUCGUCUUUAAGAGAAGACUAAAAAGUCUAACCAUUAGCAGAUGUCUUUACAAAGGGAGCACUUGCUGCUAAGUUAUUUAAAUACCGUGAGUGUGGUCCGGCCGGAGUUUUCGCUCAGCAGACCGGCGCUUAUUCAAUUGAGCUAACUUUUUUGCGUCAACAAUAAUGUGAUGGUGGGGGACCUCGAAAUGUCGGUUUCAGCAUAUUCAGUGUUUCCAAUCUUUAUCUUUCUUCUGUCUUUUACCAAUUCAGAUGUUCUGCUGAAGCUGUUGUUUAUUUUCGUCGAGUUAAUUCGUGUUCCGAUUGAUAAUUUCAGAUUUACCUUUUGAGAAUUCUUUACCGCGUUUUGGAGUGGACAAAAGGUUUUUUCCUGCAAAGGAUUACAUCAUUUUUAUCAUACGCAUCCAAAACAAAUCACUCAUCCACACAGCUGAUGCGAGCACGCGUGAUAACGACCAAAAAAUCUCUCCUUUAUCAGUUUUAACAUAUAACGUUUCGUCUUUGACGUAUUUUUACUGAACAGAUACGCUAGAGAUAUUACUCCAGAGGGCCGCGAGAGGAUUGAUUUGUCAGAAUUGCUGGCAGCUAUUAAUGCAUCCCACGAAGAAGAUGAGGCUUGUAAGUACAUAUAUCUUAUUGGUCGGUUAGUGGGUAGUACCGUGGGAUAUUUUUACGAGUCAAAAUACAAGAGACAAGCAAAAAUAUCCCACGAUACUACAAACCAGACCGUCCAAUAAGGGAUUUAUUAUUCAACUCGAGGAGUAUAAAAUAGAACUCAGUAAAUGUGCUUACGACGAGAAUGCGUGACAGACUAACGUGAGUCGAGUUUUCGCGCGAUUUCAUCAACGCUGUUUCUGAUUGGUGAGAAAUGAAAACUUUUCAAACUAGUUUACUCGGUAAGUCAAUUUUUUCACAAGUUUUUGUCGGCGCUUUCAAACAUUUGCGAGAAAAACAGAGCUCGAAUGAUAAAUAAUCAUGAGAUUAUGAUGAUAAUCGGUUAUGUUAAACGGACUGCAAGUAGAAAAACUGAGCAGAGCAAAUUACGAUGGAAAGACAAAAACUCUUCUACAAAUUUUAGAAGUUUCAAAGUGCCACUCGUAAACAAAAGAAUUGAAACCUGAUCUUCGCCGGGUUAUACUAACAAAAAGAGAGCUUCUUACGUCUACCAUGUCGAGUUUCCUCAUAUUUUAAAAGAACAAGAGGUGAAGACUGUUCAGUCUCUCUGUUGUAUCUUUAGCAUAAAGUUUGUAUGCUCUUUCUAUUUUUAAUAAAUUUCGACAUUUUAUUGUUCUUCAGACGACUUUAAUAUAGAAACUUGUGUUAUUUUAGAUUACAUUUGUCCCUUAUUCCGUUAUUUUCUUCAGAAAACGAUGCAUUUUCUUCCAUUUGCCGACGCGUUUGUGCGGGAUUAUAACCGGUCAAACGGGUCUUCUGGGGUACAAAUAUCGUGAGAUAUUAGAGACCUUUAGAUUCGAGGACGAGAACGACUACGAGUACGAGAUUUGAUUUUUAAGUUUUUUCGUGUAUUGACGAAAAAAUAGACACCCCGGAAUUCUUCAUUGUGCUUUUUUUCACCGGAAAAGUUAGCACUGUUGUCGUUAUUAAAGGAGGUUGAGCCCUAUCCAGAUUGCAAAAUGCUAAAACUUCUAACAUUUGAUAACUUGUUCCCGCCACCACGACACUCUGGCUAAAACUGACGACGGCUACCUCGUUUUCCCGCCAACAUAACCGUGGUUCACACGCGAGCACAACUUAGUAUUGAGAAAAUCUUGUACUCGUAGUCGUUCUCGUCUUAGAAUCUAAAGGUCUCUAAUUGUACUCGUUUUUGGCGUUAUUUGUACUCUGCUGAGUGCAAAUGAAUGAUAAAUACCAAUUAUUAAUCUCGUCCGUUCGGUCGACCGAGGCCUUGAUGUAUUGACCUAUAGCGAGGUCAAUACAUCGAGGCCGAGGUCUGAGAUUUCCCUAUAAUGACCGAACGGACGAGGUUAACAACUUUAUUAUAUGGCCUUUUCAUUAUGGACCUGAGCCUGCGAUCAAUUAAAACCAAUAGCUGGUCAGCUGAUCACUAAAAACACGUCACCUCAAUGAGUUGUUACUAUUGAUCCCGUGGUACAGUCAGGUAACACUGGUCAGCGGAUACCCUUUUUGACAGCUGUCAAUUGACCAUGACAUGGAUUUCCAUAAGGAUGUCCACUAUCAAGUUAAACACAGAUUGUAUAUACCUUGGACACCUAGCUAGUAGUGUCAGCGCUCGCUCACUACGGAAAAACAGCCAAUCAGAGUGCGCGUACUAUUGUAGCCAUAUAAUAACACCCCAUAAACUUCUGCAGUUGAGCCGAGCCACCAUUGCUUUAAAAAUUGCAAAACUAUCGAUGCAAGAAAAUUUUAUUAUGACGUCAGCGUAUGCCCUCCCAACCUUCCGUACAGACUUCGCGGAGGGGAGGUUGCGGGGUGGGGAGGCGCGACUCUCUAAGCGGAGGAAUACAGUCUAAGUCAUGCAGGUUGCGUUUGUCCUGGGAUCCUAAGUAAACAUUUGUGGAUUGGUUGUAAUGGCUUAGAGUUUUCUUUUUGUUGUGUUUUUUAAGGCUUGGCUUUAUCAAUUUAUUUAAUCUAGUACAGACUUAAUAUAAGUCUUAUCUUAUUCUACCUUUUUUCAAAAAGCUGACACCAGUGAUGGCAGAAACGACAGCGACAGUAGUUACGAUGGGGAUGUCGAGUCAUUGUUAUGUGAUUCGGAAGAGCCAACGUCAGAUUCUGAAGACGACCAUUCAGACAUGCUUAGAAAAGGUGAUAUAAUGAACGCGCUUAAAUUGCUAUUACAACUGCGAGGAUCAGUUCAUAUCCUCAAUUAAUCUGUAUUUCCGUAGUUCUCAUCAUCUUAGUUCCAUAUUUCAUUCCUUUCUUAACAAAUUGGGCUGCUCACAAUCUAUGGCUCUUUAUAGUUCAUUUAGCAGAACACUGCAGCCAGCGUUAACGCAGAGGCAAUUGUUUCGAAUCCCGUUGAAAAGCGGAUUUGGUUUUCAUUUUUUUUUUUUUUUGCGGGGGGGGGGGAAUUUGCUUUUCAUGUUUCAUUUCUUUGACGGGUGAAUACGAAUUCAAUAAGUUGACCUGCUCCUCAUGUAUGGAUCUUCAUAGCCCAGUUGGAAGAGCACUCCAGUGCUAACGCGGAGGCCAUUGGACUUGGUUCCAAUCCUGUUGAAGCCCAGAAACGUUUUUCGGGUUAAUUUGUAACUUCUAAAGUUACUAUAUCAUAAUUAUAACUUCGACGAUCAUAUCGUCUUUUAUGCUAUAGCAGGGUAGUAAUUCUUUGUCCUUUAAUUUUAUAUCAUAGCCUUCGCCACAGGAAAUGAAAUUCAAAUGGGGGGAAAUAAUGCUGAGACGGAUGAGCGUGUAAUCCUUAGUCUG